AUGGCCGGGACCGGGAGGAACAUCGGCGUGGCGGUGGACUUCUCGUCGUGCAGCAAGAACGCGCUGCGGUGGGUGGCGGCGAACCUGGCGGCCCCCGGCGACCGGCUGAUCCUGAUCCACGUCAAGACCUCGUACCAGUACGAGCAAGGGGUGGCGCACCUCUGGGAGCACGAUGGAUCACCGUUGAUCCCUCUGGUGGAGCUGUCGGACCCCCGGGUGGGCAACAUCUAUGGCGUGGCGCCGGACCGGGAGACGCUGGAGGUCCUCGCGCGGGCCGCCGCCCAGAGAGGUGUCCACGUCUUCGCCAAGGUGCUGUGGGGCGACCCCGCCAGGAAGCUCACGGAGGCCGUCCACAAGGUGCCCCUGCAGUGGCUGGUCGUCGGCAACAGAGGCCUCAGCACGGUUAAGAGGGUUCUCAUGGGAAGCGUCAGCACCUACGUGGUCAACCACGCGGCCUGCCCCGUCACCGUCGUCCGGGAGAACAUGCUGCCUUCAGCACUCACCACCACCUACUAA
Messenger RNA from Miscanthus lutarioriparius, 516 nucleotides. The record is from the annotation of a GenBank genome assembly. Lineage: Eukaryota; Viridiplantae; Streptophyta; Magnoliopsida; Poales; Poaceae.